AUGUCAGAUGUGGCAGUGCGCACUAGCUCCAAGAUCACCACCAAGGAUUUAAAGGAGAAGAAAAAAGUUGUGGAUGAGGCAGAGAAUGGAAGAGCUGCCCCUGCUAAUGGAAAUGCUAAUGAGGAAAAUGGGAAGCAGAGGACCAAUAAUGAGGUAGAUAAAGAAGAGGAAGAGGGUAGUGAGGAAGAGGAGGAAGAUGAUGGUGAAGAAAAGGAUGGAGAAGAAGAUGAGGAGGCUGAGGCAGCUGGGGGCAAACAGGGAGCUGAAGAUGACAAAGGAUGA
Molecule: messenger RNA, 282 nt
Organism: Sciurus carolinensis (gray squirrel)
Lineage: Eukaryota; Metazoa; Chordata; Mammalia; Rodentia; Sciuridae
Product: prothymosin alpha-like
Exons: 1
Coding region: 1-282 (93 amino acids)
Biological process (GO): positive regulation of transcription by RNA polymerase II; negative regulation of apoptotic process
Cellular component (GO): nucleus
Molecular function (GO): histone binding
Source: RefSeq, a predicted model, not a curated record